Messenger RNA from Bombyx mandarina (wild silkworm), 3445 nucleotides. RefSeq names its product phosphatidylinositol glycan anchor biosynthesis class V (gene PIG-V). The record is from RefSeq and is a predicted model, not a curated record. Gene Ontology annotation, biological process: GPI anchor biosynthetic process. Gene Ontology annotation, molecular function: alpha-1,6-mannosyltransferase activity; GPI mannosyltransferase activity. Gene Ontology annotation, cellular component: mannosyltransferase complex; endoplasmic reticulum membrane. NCBI's taxonomy places the organism in Eukaryota, Metazoa, Arthropoda, Insecta, Lepidoptera, Bombycidae.
CAGCCAAGUGUAAUAAGCCUAUUAUUCUAAAAUCAUGAAUUCAUGUACAAGCAACGCGCAUGCGCAUUAAAAACAAUCCAAAAGAAUCGACAACGAGAUGUGGUACUACUAUUGAGCAUCAAUAGUUUUUAAAGAAUUUGCACAAAAUAGAAUCGCAAAAUUCAGAAACAUAUGAACCUGUCUUAUUUUAGUUACCACAAGCCAAUAGUUUCAGAAAUAGAAUUUAAUGAUGAGAAUUGAUUACUAAAAAUUACCUAUUUUAAUAUUAAUAUGCUUUUUUUAUUUAUUAUAAAUAAUGAAAAGCAGCAGAUAUUAAGCAUUUCAAACUUAUUAUUGGGGUAUUGAAAGACUUUUUAUUAUAAAUAAUUAAAAGCAGCAGAUAUUAAGCAAUUCAAACUUAUUAUUGGGGUAUUGAAAGACAAAAUAUAUUAUGUACCUAUUUAAGUUAAGAACUUGACGUGAAUUGAUAUUAUAUAGUUGAAUUCUAUAACUUUAUCGUUCAUAGCUAUGACAGGACACGCCCGUAGUAAUUAGUAAAUAUUUUCUUUAAUAAAAAUAAGUGUAUUAAACUUAAUAAAUACUAUCUAUGCUUUUAAGCCUUUAUCCUAAAAAACUUUCAGAUUGAUUAAUCGACGGGAACUUUUUCCACUGAAUUAAUCUUUAUACUUUUUUGGUUUUUAGCUUUUGUUUUGUCCACUAUCCUAGUAGUAAUACAUAAUUUGUAAACAUUACGAUUUUUUAAUUUAAAGAGUCAGUUGUCUCACAAUCCAUUGCGUUUGCGAUUUUGGAAAAACUACCAUAUCUUACUGUCAUUAAUUGGUUAAAUGUCAACGUCUUCAUAAUUUUAACACAACAUUGAACGAUUUGAAAUUUAAAUCCAUAUUUAUUAAAUUAUUUAAAUUCGGUCGUACACAAACGAUGUGCUUGUGAUUUAACCACAAACAGAUAAGAAAUCAUGUAUUCACCGCGACAAAAGCUUAUGUGGUUUGCGUUUAAUUCAAGAAUGAUAAUAAUUUUAUUGCAAGCUGUAUCGAAUCUCAUCAUACCUGAUCACGACGCUAAGGUUUUCGUCAGCCCGGAAGACCCCACUAUGUACAAAAGUUGGUUAGAUAAUAUAGUUGAUAAACUUUUUGGCGGUUUUAAAAGAUGGGAUGCUCAAUAUUUUAUACACAUUGCUCAGUAUGGAUACACGUAUGAGAAUUGUUUAGCAUUUUAUCCGUUUUACCCCUUGAGCGUGCGAUAUUUUGCCUACGGGCUAAAUAGCGCUAUUGGAACAUUUCUUAAUUUUCAUAGUUGCUUAUUAUUAUCUGCGACAAUAAUUAACAUCUGUCUGUUUUUGAAGUCUGCAGACAUCUUGCAUCAAUUAAGCUUGAGAAUCUUAAAAAGUGAAUGUAGAGCUUAUAAGUCUGUCAUAUUGUAUAGCAUUAACCCUGCAAGUAUAUUUUUUUCUGCUCCAUAUUCUGAGACACUAUUUGCUUGGAUGUCAUUCUACACAAUGUUGAAAUGCACAGACAGUGAAACAUUAAGGUUUGCUAAUAUUGAUAUAUUGAGUGGCAUACCUGCAGGGCUUUCAAUGAUUACAAGAUCAAAUGGUAUUGUAAAUUUGGGUUUUAUAUUUUAUACAAGUUUUAAGAAUGUUAUUGAAAGAACACUUCCUGAAAUUGUGUACAAAUAUAAGACAUUAAAGUGUAGGAUAAUACUUCCUUUGUUAUUGUUGCCUUUAUUCAUAUCAUUCAUGGCACUGGUCUUAACUAUAAUAAUUGCAAUUAUACCUUUUCUUUUGGUUCAAACUUACAAUUAUUUUAAAUACUGUGUACCUAGUGAACAUAAUUUACCUGAAUUUUUAAUAAAUGCAGACUAUGUUUUGCCUGGUACAGCUGAGAGUCCUUGGUGUAAUUACUCAAUACCUUUAUCCUACAGUUAUAUUCAAAGUCAAUAUUGGGAUGUAGGGUUUUUUAAAUAUUACAAAUUAAAGCAAAUCCCUAAUUUCAUUCUUGCUGCUCCUAUACUUAUUUUAUUAAAUUAUUAUUGUUUAGUGUAUUUUUUUAACAAUUUUAAGCUAUGUUUGAAACUUGGUUUAAAGUUCAGUUCAUUAAGUGGUUACUCAACUAAGAUUUCUUGCAGAUCAAAACAGUGUGCUAAAGGAUUUGGUGCAAAUGAUCCUGUUCUUUACUUAUAUGUGGUUCAUGUAUUUUUACUAUCUAUAUUUUGUAUUUUUUUUGUUCACAUUCAAGUUACAACUAGACUCCUGGCUUCCGCUAGCCCUGUAUUGUACUGGAUUUGUUCAAGUAAAUUAAAUGCUGGUCCUACUCCGACAUCUGAACAAAACACUAUUAAUGAACAUUUCCGUGAAAUUACAACAGGAAAGAAAAUUCCAUCACAUCAUUUGUCUAUUGCCAAUUUAGAGGGAUUAGACAACAUGUACAGCAAAUGGAAAACUUUUAUAAUAUCAAGAAAAAUGCUUGAUUUUCAAUCUCGCUUGAUACAGUAUUAUUUUAUAGGGUACUUUGUUGCUGGUACAAUAUUGUUUUCAAAUUUUUAUCCGUGGACAUAGAAAAUGUACAAUAUUAAAUAACAUAUCCUUUUAUGAAUCAAUUAUGUGAUUGUUUAGAAGCAUAUCAGAUGUUUAAUUAUUAAAACUGUUAUUCAGCAUAAAGAAUCAAAGAUUAGGUAGCAAGCAAUCUUAAGAAGUUUGAAAUUAAAUAGGGGACCAUAACUUAGGAAAUGUAGGCAAAUCUUAUGUUAAUUUUGAAUUCUCAAUAUUUGUUUUAAAUGUAUUCAGAAGGCUAUUAAUUCUAUACUAUUUUAAUACUAACAGAACAUUGUUUCACAAUGACCUUUUUUACAAAAAGGGUUGUGUUCUGGUGUUUAAGAGCAGUCUGAAAACCACUAAACCCACUUAAAUGAAUACAUGCAAGUAAACUUUAAAAAAAAAUCUUCAUUUUAUAUUUCGCUCUCAUGAUAAAUUAUAAAAUAGAAACAGAUGAGCUUUCAGGUAGUACACACAUAUUAUUUAUUCCAAAUUUAAUACUGGAUGAUAGAAUUGGAUAAUAGAAACCAUUAAGUAUGUUUUACUUUAUGCAAUAAGUUAAACAAUAAUUAUUGUGGCCUUGUAAUAAAAGUAAUUUACUUAGUUAAAAUUUAAGUUAUAGAUUGCAUAUCAUGGGUAUAUAUAUAUAGUUGAAUGAAUCAAAAUCAAAUAUAAGAUUGUAAUACUUUUCCCAAAGUAAUGCAAUUACAUAUCAAGGAGUGAAAUGUUAUUUGGUCUAAGUGACAUUUUACUUAAUACGCGAAAUUUAUCUUUGGAAUUACUCAUAAAUGUGCGUUUAAUUUGGUGUUAGCUUAUACAGUUCGAUAUUUUUAAUUGUACUGCAAUUAAGUUUACUCCAUUUAAUAAAUAGUUGAAGAUUUUUUUUUUAUAACAUUAUUUAUUUUAUUUUAAACU